This is a messenger RNA of Lathyrus oleraceus (garden pea), 3092 nucleotides long. Its product is annotated as pentatricopeptide repeat-containing protein At4g22760. The transcript has a single exon. Gene Ontology annotation, molecular function: RNA binding; protein binding. The coding region runs from base 161 to 1903 and encodes 580 amino acids. Gene Ontology annotation, biological process: RNA modification. The record is from RefSeq and is a predicted model, not a curated record. Lineage: Eukaryota; Viridiplantae; Streptophyta; Magnoliopsida; Fabales; Fabaceae.
ACAAACCCAAACGGAAAACACGUCUAUUCAAAAGAACUAAUACCUUAUAGAAUGUGUCAACUCAAUAAAUAAAAAAGAGAUAAACAGUUUCGAUCUCGGCCAUUGUUGGCUACGGAAGCUGUGUCGAGUUUCAAGUUCGACACUUCAAGAAAAACAAAACAUGUCACAAAUGGUUGCAACAAAACUGAUACUAACAUUCAUGAAAACCUUUUCAACUUUUCAACAAGCAAAACAAAUCCAUGCACAAAUCUUAACCAAUGAUCUUACCCGUCUUGAACCGCUCUUCAUUCAUCGCAUUCUUCUCUGUGAUAUCACCAACUACAAAACCAUAUCACCCUACGUUAUCUCAAUUCUUCACCAUCUUCGAAAUCCAGAUUCCUUCUCAUGGGGUUGUGUCAUUCGAUUCUUCUCUCAAAAGGGUCAAUUCAUUCAAGCUGUUUCUCUCUAUAUUCAAAUGAGGAAGAUUGGGCUGUUUCCAAGCUCACAUGCUGUUUCCUCUGUUCUCAAGUCAUGUGCUAAGUUUGAGGAUGAUUUGUGUGGUGUAUCGGUUCAUGGGCAAGUUCAGAAAUUUGGAUUUAAUAGUUGUGUUUAUGUACAAACGUCGCUUCUUGAUUUGUACUCUAAAAAUGGGGAUGUUUUGACUGCACGCAAGGUGUUUGAUGAAAUGGCCGAGAGAAAUGUUGUUUCUUGGAAUUCUCUGUUGGGUGGGUAUAUAAAAGGUGGUAACUUGGAUGAGGCUCGGUGUUUUUUUUAUGAGAUUCCUAGGAAAGACGUUAUUUCUUGGAACUCUAUGGUUUCUGGAUAUGCCAAAGGAGGAAAAAUGGAGCAGGCUUGUUAUUUGUUUCGACAAAUGCCGGAGAGAAAUCUUGUUUCCUGGAAUACGAUGAUUUCUGGUUACGUUGAUUGUGGAAGCAUUGGGUCGGCUAGAGAAUUUUUUGAUGCGAUGCCGAAGAGAAACAGUGUCUCUUUGAUAACUAUGAUUGCUGGGUAUUCGAAAAGUGGUGAUGUUGAUAUUGCUCGUGAGCUCUUUGACCGGAUGGAUGAUAAAGAUUUGUGGUCGUAUAAUGCUAUGAUAGCUUGCUAUGCACAAAAUAGCAAACCAAAUGAAGCACUUGACCUAUUUAAUGGCAUGCUUAAACAAGAAAUAUCUUUACAUCCGGACGAGAUGACUUUGGGUAGUGUUAUAUCAGCUUGUUCACAACUGGGGAAUCUAGAUCAGUGGCACUGGAUUGAGACACACAUGAAUGACUAUGGAAUUGUAUUGGAUGAUCAUUUGGCCACUGCGUUAAUUGACUUGUAUGCAAAGUGUGGGAGCAUUGACAAGGCAUGUGAGCUAUUCCAUGGCCUGAGAAAGAGAGAUGUGGUUGCAUAUUCUGCAAUGAUCUAUGGAUGUGGCAUAAAUGGAAAGGUGUCCGAUGCGGUCGAGUUAUUUGAACAGAUGGUUGGAGAGUCUAUUGACCCUAAUUUGGCCACGUACACAGGAAUUCUGACUGCCUAUAAUCAUGCUGGAUUGGUCGAGGAAGGUUACCGGUGCUUUAAAUCCAUGAAGGACAAUGGCCUUGUUCCUUCGGUUGAUCAUUAUGGAAUCAUGGUUGAUCUUUUGGGGAGGGCUGGAUGGCUGGAUGAAGCGUAUAGGCUUAUAAUGAAUAUGCCAAUGCAACCAAAUGCUGGUGUCUGGGGAGCUCUACUUCUUGCCUGCAGAUUGCAUGGCAAUGUGAAGCUUGGGGAAAUAGCUGCUCAGCAUUGCAUUAAGCUGGAGAGUGAAACAGCUGGUUACUAUUCUCUUCUUUCCGGUAUAUAUGCUACUGUUGGAAAAUGGAAUGAUGCCAAAAAGUUGACGAUAGGUGUGGAAGGAAAGAAAAUUAUCAAGAUACCUGGAUGUAGUUGGACACAACUUGAGUGAUGCAUGUCACUCAAGUAAUUUAACUCCGUGAUUGGGAAAAUAAAGCUCAUAUAAUAUCCCUAUAACUAUGUCCCAUAUUAUUUUGCUUCUAAUAUGUGCUUGACAUUUUUUUGCGGGAUUGAAGUGUGAGGAAACGGGAAGGUAGUUCGAUCCGUGCUUCAGAGUCAUAAUUGUUCAGUAUGCUUGAGGGACCUGCAGCUCUUGGUUCUACAACCAGAGGCUCACCCUUUCUUCCGCAACCACUUCUUACCCUUUCACUCUCAUUCUGACAUAAGUCAAACAUUCUUUCCAUAAAAGAGUAUUCUUGUAUUGUAUCUAAGAUUUCCAAGAAAGGACAAAGAUGGUGAUUUAUAAAUGUCAAUGGAGCCUUUUUCACAAGAAUGUUAGAUUGCAAAUUCUUUCACAAGAAUGUUAGAUUGCAAAUUCUUUCACAAGAAUGUUAGAUUGCAAAUUCUUUCGAAUUAUUAAUCAAGGUACUUUAAACUUGGUAUGGAUGUUACGCCUACAAUUAUCUUGGACGACAGGUACUCUACUUUGAAUAUCUCUAAAAAGUAGUAUUAUGCAUGUGAGUCUAGUUGCUACUGAAAGUUUGUAGCAGAACCAACUCAGAAGCAGCUUUUACCAUCACAGCUGUGGUGAUGGCGGAUGUUGACUCUGCUUAGUAACGUCUUUAUCAAAUGAUGAUUAAAGAUUAAACAGAUCUCUAAGCUUAGUAAGAAUUUUGGGUUGACAGUGAGGAAGCAAACAAGUAGGGAGGUUAAAACACCUUUAAACUGCAGAUACGGGAGCUUGGCAAAAGUGUCUCUGCAUGUUUGUAUAUAAAGCAGCUUAGAUCUCAUUUGAAUGAUGAGGUGUAAUUGGAACCCAAAACAAAAGUUCAGGUUUUACGGAUGCGUGAAAAAGGAUGAACUUGAAAACUAUAAGGCUGAUUGAUAAGGCAAUUUCAGUCAAAGAUUGUUCUUUCCAGGCCCUUGUGGGAUGUGUUGCACUUAGGAGCCCUCUCAAAUGGCUUAUUUGUAAGAAGAAAUGAUAAUAAAAAUGUUGCUCUAAUGGUGGAAUAAUCGUGUAAAGUAGCUACGAAUGUAAUGAAAUUAUGUGAUAUUUCUAACUGUAGCAAUAAACUUUUCUGGACGCCAUAGAUUCUUUCAUUCAUCUCUCAUCAAUUACAUUUCUUUAUUGCUGGACUUCA